Molecule: messenger RNA, 2131 nt
Organism: Myxozyma melibiosi
Lineage: Eukaryota; Fungi; Ascomycota; Lipomycetes; Lipomycetales; Lipomycetaceae
Product: major facilitator superfamily domain-containing protein
Exons: 2
Coding region: 381-2036 (551 amino acids)
Biological process (GO): transmembrane transport
Cellular component (GO): membrane
Molecular function (GO): transmembrane transporter activity
Source: RefSeq, a predicted model, not a curated record
GCUCGCGCGAAGGCUGAUGGCAGACAAACCAAGUCACGUGAUAUCAAAUACAGUUUAAAGGCUCUCCAAAUAUAGCUAGCGUACACGUGCAAGACCAUCGGCCUUCGCCGAGCAACGAUCUUCGGAGGGCAGCGUCGGUAUAUGGACAAGAUACCAGUCUUGGAAAGAGAGUGCUUGUUGGUUAUCUAAUCUCGCUGUGCCAUUCCAGAAGCCGUCAAAGGAGCUGGGGACAGAGAUAGCGCUGCGAAGGGUGCCAGGGGUUUGUUCUAUUGAUCGUUGCUGUUAACUUCCCACGCGUGCACUCACAGCAGGGAAGCCGAGCACGGAAUAGACGAGACCGGCACACGCGCGACAGAAACGAGCUGUUAAUCACCUAACUCAUGACAUUAUCGGAGAAGACAUCCUUACUAGACCCAGGGCGAUCCACGCGACCCGCAGACGACGAUAUAGAGGAGAUCACCCAGCUUUCUCCGCAUUCGAGCUACGAUUCGAUGUCGAGUUCGACAUUCAAGCGGAAGAUAACCGCAGCCGGGGAGGCCGAAGCAGAGAGUUUCUGGCAAGGAGGGACGGUUGGCGAGGAAGCAGCUGGACUGCUGGAGCAAAGUGUUCUUGCGGACGAGGACUUGACGGCGACGGUUGUCGAGAUCGAUCCUGAGCUCGAGCGGUCGAUAUGCCGGAAGCUCGACUGGCGACUUCUUCCAGCGCUGAGUCUUAUGUACCUUUUCAACUCCCUCGACAAGAGUAACCUUGGGAAUGCCAAAACCGACGGGAUCGAUAUGGAUCUUCACUUUCGCGGCAACCAGUACAAUCUGCUGCUAUCGAUAUUCUACGUGCCCUACGUCCUAUUUGCUCUCCCUCUUACUCUGGCGGGAAAGAAGUACGGCGUGACCCGCGUGCUUCCGUUUCUGAUGUUUGGUUUCGGUCUGAUGUCACUAGCAUCUGCCGCAUGCCAGAACUGGGGAAGCUUGAUGGCUGUCCGCUGGUUUUUGGGCACGUUUGAGUCUGCGUUCUUCCCGCUCGUUGUGUUUUACCUGACGACUUUCUAUCGUCGUGGCGAGCUUGCGCGACGGCUGGCGGUCUUUUACGCGGCCUCGAACGUCGCCUCUGCCUUCUCAGGUCUCCUGUCGUUUGCGGUUUUCCAGAUUCAAGAUUCUCCUUUGGAAGGAUGGCGCUGGCUUUUCAUUAUUGAAGGUGGGUGCACUGUCUUUGCUGCCCUGGGGGCGUGGGCGUUCCUGCCACGAGAUGUAUCGUCGGCAAAGUUCUUGACCGAGGAGGAACGAGCAUUGGGUUUCCUACGCGUGCAGAGCGACUCGUCAGCUGUCGUGAACGAGCCGCUGAAAAUCAAGGAGGCUUUGAAAGUGUUUGCACACCCGGUCGCAUGGGGGUGGCUGAUUCUCGAGGUCAGCCUCGGAGUGCCGCUUCAGUCUGUGACUGUGUUUCUACCGCAGAUUGUCGAGCGACUGGGGUAUUCUACGGUCAAGACUAAUCUGUACACGGUAGCUCCCAACAUUAGCGGAGCAGUGGUUUUGCUGCUUUUAGCAUUUAUGUCGGAUAAAUACCGCCUGCGAUCGCCGUUCAUUGCGAUAGGAUUCCUGCUGCCGGUGCUGGGAUUCAUCAUCUACCUCGCGAUCAGCGACGUGAACGCGCAUUUGAACGUGGCGUACUUUGCCUGCUUUCUGAUGACUGCGGGUAUUGCCGCGCCCUCGGUUCUGCUAUCGACCUGGUUUUCAAACAAUAUCCCGUCCGAGGGCCAGCGCGCGGCGCUUACGGGCGUCGGAGUCCCGCUUGCGAACCUGAUGGGCCUUGUAUCGGCGAACGUGUUUCGGGAGCAGGACAGGCCGCGGUAUGUGCUGGCGCUGACAGUGACGGCUGCGUUUGGGGUUUUGGGGGUGGUUGUGAGUAGUGCGAUGGGUGCGUGGAUGAAGUACGAUAACAAUAGACGCGAUAGAAGGCAGAACGCGUGGGUUAGAGGGGAGGUUGCGACUAUGGUCUUGAGCGAGGGGCCAGCUCAUCCGGGCUUCAGAUGGUUCAUUUAAUGAGGGGAUAUAUGUGGAGUAUGGUAGAUGAUGAAGUGAUGACCAAGCUGUUGUUGAUGAUAAAUCUAAUGAAAGUUGAUUGAUGUAUGUUUCAG